CCACCACCAGUCUCACCACCACCCCUCUCUUCUUAAAAACCAAAAAACCAAAAAACCAAAAAAACAAAACCAAACAAACAAAACAAAAGGUGGUAGAUGCAUGAGACACAAAUACAAUUACACACACACUCUCUCUCUCUUCCUUCGCUCACCACCCUCCCUUCCUUUAAAAUCCCAAUCCUUUUUCUUUUCCUUUUCCAGGGAAUUUAAUUAAAUUUACAACUGCCUCUAAUUCUCCGCUGCCUCUCUCCCAGCUCCAAGAACCGCCACCUUUCUGCCUCCUCAGGAAUGGGUGAUGCAUGAAAAGGCUGCCAAGUGAGUGUUGUGCUUCGAUAAUCAAGUUGAAAUCAACCAUGGUGAGCUUAAGAAGGCGCAGACUGUUGGGAUUGGGACUAUGCUGUGAGAUACCUCCGGUUCUAGAUCCACUUCCUAGGGUUGUCAACAAUGGAACCACUCCUCAAAAUUUCACCCGUGCGAAUCCUGUCAGUGUGCAUCCCAUGCCUGCAAAUGAUGCAUAUCAACCAGAUGGGAAUACCAUUGUGAAAGCAGAAUUUCGGUCCUCAACUGCAUCGGGUUGUAGCUUAUCCAAAGAGCAGCACGAUGUGGCAGGGCCACCAAUCAAACGCAGAAAGCGACAUCGCAGAAAGCAUGCUCAGAACCAGGAACCAUGUCUAAUGAGAGGUGUCUAUUUCAAGAAUAUGAAGUGGCAGGCAGCAAUAAAAGUUGACAAGAAACAAAUCCACUUGGGCACUGUUGGUUCACAAGAAGAGGCUGCUCAUUUGUACGACAGGGCUGCUUUCAUGUGUGGGAGGGAACCAAAUUUCGAGCUUUCUGAGGAGGAGAAGAAAGAACUCAGGAAAUUCAAGUGGGAUGAAUUCUUGGCUAUGACUCGUCAUGCAAUUACCAACAAAAAGCACCGGAGAAGGUCAGGGGCAGAGUCAGAGAAGAGGUCCGAGAGUCCUCAAUUGGAAGACGCAAACUGGGAGGAUGAAAAAGAAGAAGUGAAUGUCCUCUCAGCUUCAGAAGAUGCAGAGCAAGACAUGUUAGACUCUUGAACACAAACGUUCAAGGGCAAUGCUUAGUUUCCUCCUUUCUAACAGUUAAGCGGUUAGCUGAUAGACCUCCCAUUUUUUGGUGUAUACAGGCUCAUAUUAGGGCAAAUGGUGGAUUUCAUGGUCUUUUAAUAAGGCAAAUGCCCCAAAUAAUUAUUAGUUCCAGAUUAGGAGCGUCAUAGUUGUUAAUUGCUUCGAUCAGAUAAGCUGCUUCGAAGCAAUAAUUUGCAGUGGAAAUUGAAACCUUUAACUUAUUAAUGCUUGGGAAUCUUUAGUUCCAAGAAGUAUAAUCUGUAGAGUAAUCUGUUUAUA
Malus domestica (apple) is the source of this 1364-nucleotide messenger RNA. RefSeq names its product ethylene-responsive transcription factor-like protein At4g13040. The record is from RefSeq and is a predicted model, not a curated record. Gene Ontology annotation, molecular function: DNA binding; DNA-binding transcription factor activity. NCBI's taxonomy places the organism in Eukaryota, Viridiplantae, Streptophyta, Magnoliopsida, Rosales, Rosaceae. Gene Ontology annotation, biological process: regulation of DNA-templated transcription.